ACCUUGCUACGGUUGGGAUAGAUUCGGGAAAUUUCUCAGUGUUUUUGAAGUUUAAAAGUGAAAGAAAUUCUGCAGGAUGAAGCUGUUUAGUGUCCUUGGUUUUGCUUUUUGUUUGGGAGCAAUCGAAGCACAUCGCUAUCGACCCUACUAUGGAAACUCUGUCUCUGGAUAUCAGGAUUCUCAAAAUCAGUACAGCUCCGAUAGAUACGGUUACAAAGAGCAUGGUUACAAGAAUCCUGUUUACGUCGACUACAAAGAACCGGGUCGUCCUCAACAAACAAGUGGAUCAUCAUCGUACAGCUCAAGUUAUCAGCAACAGGUGAAUAAUGGAGCGUCCCAAAACUACCAUCAGCAAUCAAAUCAGCAGAGCUCCGGAUACCAGCAACAGAUCAAAACUGAAACCGACAAGCAAACGACCAGUCAAUCUGACUACCUCUCCAAUGGAAAAUACCCAAAUCAGCAGUUUUUCGAAACUCUGGAAGGAGCCAGCGAGUGCGAUAGAAAAACUAUCUUCCUGCUGGAGGAGUUCAGCGAUCAGACUAGCUUUCUCCAGGCUCAACUUGAAUGGCUCUCUCCUACACUGAAAGAAAUUGUAUGGAAGAUUCUGGAGGUAGAAUUCGGUGUCCGUGAUUUGAAGUCCCGCUUCGAUAUGCACCGUCAAAGACUGACUCCUCGGCCAACGAAACCAACUACCAGCCAUUCGAAUGAGUAUUCGAACGUUCACGUUACCACAACAACGACCUCGACUACUGCUGCCGCGGACUCAUCAACUGGCUGCCCAAACAACAUCGGCGAAGUGGUGACCCAGUUCCUGCGUGAAAACAUGAUCAACGGAAUCAUCUUCGUCAACGGAAGUACCACGAUCCACUCGGCCGGAGCAGAUUCUCAAACCGGAAGCAGCAGCAGUUCAGUUUCCGGUGACAGCAACUAUCACCAAGUGACUUAUCAGCAGAUUGAUAACACUGUCGGUGGAAGCUACGCUCAACAACAGAGUACCGGUUCAUCCUCGUCAUCCGUUUCCUCAUCAUCCUCAAGCAUCGAUCUGGGCAGUUUGGGCAUUCGAGGAAGUGAGUUCGAAUCGACCGUAUCUGGGUCGGCUUUGGGCGAAGGAUUCGGUGUUGGUGUCGGUUCCGGAACCGGAAAUGGAGGAUCGUACAACGUUACUACUACUAAGGUUACCACAACCGUCCACAACAGCACUGUUGGUGAGAAUCCGUACAACAAUUUAGUGCAGAAAGUUAUUACCUCGAAAACUGGUGAUGCUGUGAAUGAAACGAAAUGAUUUUUUAAUCAAAUGACUGAUAAUUAUGAAUAAAGCCUUUUUAAAUGAUUUCA
Uranotaenia lowii is the source of this 1335-nucleotide messenger RNA. RefSeq lists its product as uncharacterized. Lineage: Eukaryota; Metazoa; Arthropoda; Insecta; Diptera; Culicidae. The transcript is spliced from 3 exons. The record is from RefSeq and is a predicted model, not a curated record. The coding region runs from base 77 to 1282 and encodes 401 amino acids.